Messenger RNA from Saccoglossus kowalevskii, 514 nucleotides. RefSeq lists its product as uncharacterized. Lineage: Eukaryota; Metazoa; Hemichordata; Enteropneusta; Harrimaniidae. The record is from RefSeq and is a predicted model, not a curated record.
UGCUCAGUACCACCCUUUUGCAGCCAGACACAAAACUAUGAAGCACACCCCGAUUGUAUUGCUGCCUCUGUUGCUGGCACUUGCUCACUUUGGUGGUGCACAGACUCUUAUUUACAAGGACGAUCUCCACGAAGCAGGCACCAGAUUCGUGACACGUGAUGUACAAAUCGUAUCGCUGGAAGAGAAGAGAGUCUUCGUUGCUAGUACCUGCAAACAGUUCGCUGGAUCCUCGGCGAAUGUGACGGUUCUGCUCAACAACAACCCCAUGUGGCUUCCCAAUGCAGGCAUAGUAAAUUUCUACGUAGUCGACGACCCCGCAAAGCCGGAGUCUGCGGCUUUGUGUUCCAACAUCCAGUCAGGACAAGCAGUGCCUUAUUGCCUCGUGCCUCACUGGAAUUCGACGAAUGAUAUAUACGUCAUUGCCACUGCCGGCAGAGUCUUUGCUGUAACAUUCACUAUGACUAUUCGAAUCAGUCCUAAACAGUCUAAGAAAAUGACCUCCAAUCAUAUUUAA